This is a messenger RNA of Arachis ipaensis, 441 nucleotides long. Lineage: Eukaryota; Viridiplantae; Streptophyta; Magnoliopsida; Fabales; Fabaceae. The record is from RefSeq and is a predicted model, not a curated record.
AUGGCCAGGAUGGAAGCUAUGCUUGCAAACCUUUGCAAGGAGUUUGACGACUUAAAAAAAUUCAAGGAGGAAGUAAUAUCCAAUCGGCAAAAUCAAGAUGCGGCUACUCAGAAGCUUGAAGCACAAGUUGGAUAUUUGUCCAAACAAGCCCCUAGCUACAGUUCAAGUAGUGCCACCAAGACAACUUCAAGAGAGGAAUGCAAAGCUAUUACCCUCAGAAGUGGAAGAGAAUUGGAAGAGAAGUCAAGGGAGACUAAAGAGGAGAAAGAGGAGGAUAGUUCAACUGACAAGGAGGAAGCACAAAUACCUACUCCCAGUUCAUCAGAAGAAAAAGAAGUUCUAAAGCCAUAUGUCCCAAGGGCCCCUUACCCUCAACGCCUAAUAAAGAAUGCAAAGGACAACCAAUUUUCCAAAUUUUUGGAGAUUUUCAAGAAACUUUAG